GUGCCUGUGAUAGAGCUAGGACUGUUUUUCUUACAGACACCAGGAAAAUGAUGCGCCUUGCUGCUCAGCGUAGCCGGGGCCUGCUGGCGCCCGGCGCUCGCUUCCUCCGAACCUCGGCGGCGUCUGCUGAGGAGAGCUCGGUCGCCAACCUGGUGAAGUCGGUCAGUGAGACCUCGGGUGCCAACUUGCUGGCGAGCCUGAAGGCGGAGCAGGCGAAGCUGAAGCCAUUCUACCCGGAGCCCGCAGCAGCGGCUGGCUGGUCGCUGCAGGCGCGUGUGGCUGUCCUGGGUCUGAUCUCAUGGACGCUAUACCGCCUGGACACCCAGGCCCGCGCGCACGAGUGGAUUGUCGACCUGUCGCUGGACGUGCUCCAGGCGGCAUGGUACGUGUCUUUCCUGUCGCUCAUCCCCUUCCGCUCCGUCUUCGUGGCGCUGCGCGGUAUGGCUCCCGCCACCGCCGCUCCCUUCAACGGUCUGCGCAGCGCUGUGGCGCUGAAGCCGUAAGCAGCGGGUCCCAGCAAUUCAAAUAAGCGCUCGACUGUCUGCGGAUGGCGGAGCAUUGUGGCGGCAGCCCCUGGAGCAGCUCGGAGCUGGAGCGUUCUUAGCACUGCCGUCUGGUGGUGUGAUGCCAGGGAGUGCUCUUGAUGGAGCAUGGAGGAGCUGGCGUGGCGGACGGCCCGGCACCAGCAAGCGCGGCGCUUCGGUGUUGUUCGCACGCCCGUGGGAGGCUUAGCGACAUAAGUGCAAUGACUGUGGCGAGCAGCAGUGAAGUCGUAGCGGCAAGGGCAGAGGUUUGGUCAUGGACACGUGGAAUGGGGUUGCAUCGCGUGCGCCUGGGCCAGGAUUGAGGCCCUGAGGCCCAGUGGAUGAAGGGAAUCAGGUAGCAGCAGGUGUUGGUCGACACACGUGUCGGACGUUUUCCGGCCGUGAAGUUGUCGGCAGGACCUUGGGGUAAGGAACAGGACGUGUUGUGUCUUAAUCAGGGAACUGUCAACGCACAGGAGGAUAGGUACAGAGUGGUGUACGCGUGUUAUGUUACGGGAACGGGGACGUGUGCAUGUAAGCAAACAGAACGUCACGAUAAUCCUUCUGUGGGCUGUGCGUUGCUGCGUUGGCAUAGAGUGCGGACGUGUGGGUUUAUGCGCAUCCCUAGGAUUGGGGCUGGAUAGGAUUGGGGCAUGAUCGUGGCAUGAGGGGUUUCUAAAGGCGUACAUAGAGACAGCACAGCAGAAUGUGGUUGAGUUGUGUCCCUGUCAGGCCUGGGCUGAGCCCCCCCGAGCGCACCGAUUCAGGGAGCGCGAAUGACAUGACGCCAUCACAACUGCGCUUCUAGCAGGACAUACAGCUACAGCCAUCGAUGCAAACUGCUCAGCCAUUGCGGCCUGGCCACGUUGCUCCGCCCAGCAGCGCCCGGCCUCUUUCUACAACCGUGCAAGCGCGUUGCCU
Molecule: messenger RNA, 1445 nt
Organism: Chlamydomonas reinhardtii
Lineage: Eukaryota; Viridiplantae; Chlorophyta; Chlorophyceae; Chlamydomonadales; Chlamydomonadaceae
Exons: 2
Coding region: 51-503 (150 amino acids)
Source: RefSeq, a predicted model, not a curated record